CAAAUGAAUAUUCUACAUUUCUAUUAAAAAAAUAGUAAUAAUGUCUGACAUGUCCUUUAGCUUUUACCCUUUGUCAAUAGUAUUUAUACAUGCAUACGCGCUCCACCGGAGAAACACAGGUUCAAAAACAUGGAAGAUCAUAUCAUCCUGUAUUCUUCUCUCUUUGCUCUCACCCUCCUCCUCGCCUUCCGUUUCUUAUUUCUCUCCAGAAAACGUUACAAGAACCUUCCUCCAAGCCCACCAUCUCUCCCCAUAAUUGGCCACAUCCAUCUCUUAAAACCGCCCACUCACCGUUCACUCCGUAGCCUCGCCGAUAAGUACGGUCCAAUCAUCUCCCUUCGGUUUGGCUCCCUCCCUGUUGUUGUCAUAUCAUCAGCAUCAGCCGCCGGAGAGUGCUUCACCAAGAACGAUAUUGUUUUGGCCAAUAGGCCAAAAUCACUUCCGGGGAAGCAUGUAGGUUACAACCACACCACGGUGGUUGCCUCGUCAUACGGAGAUCACUGGCGCAAUCUCCGUCGCAUCACUUCCAUUGAAAUAUUCUCCUCUAGCCGCCUCAACAAGUUUCUUGGGAUACGAAGAGAUGAAGUGAGGCGAUUUUUGGUGAAAUUAUCUCAUAAUUCACGAGAAGACUUUGCGAAAGUGGAGUUGAAAUCAAUGAUUGUUGAUUUAACGUUUAACAAUAUCAUGAGAAUGGUUGCAGGAAAACGAUAUUAUGGGGAGAAUGUGACUGAAUAUGAGGAGGCAACACGAUUCAAGAAGCUGAUAGCGGAGAUGAUCCAAAUUGGUGGAAUAGGGAAUGGCGGACGCAAUUUCUUCCCGUUGUUGAAUUGGAUUGGGAACUAUGAAAAGAAAGUUAUAAACAUUGCCAAAAGAAUGGAUGCGUUCUUGCAAGGGUUGGUUGACGAGCAUCGCAGCACGAAGAUGGGAAACACAAUGAUCGAUCAUCUCCUUUCGUUGCAGGAAUCAGAACCUGAAUAUUACACCGAUCAAAUCAUAAAAGGGCUAGUUAUGACCAUGAUACUUGCUGGAACGGACACAUCUGCUGUCACAUUAGAAUGGGCAAUGUCUGAGUUACUCAACCACCCCGAAGUGCUGAAUAAGGCUAGAGAAGAGAUAGACACUCAAGUGGGUGAAGAAAGGCUGAUGGACGAACCGGAUGUCUCAAAGCUCCAUUACCUACAAAGCAUCAUGUGGGAGACACUCCGUGUGCACCCAGCAGCCCCUCUUCUUGUCCCUCAUAUGGCAUCUGCAGACUGCACCAUAGGUGGGUACGAUGUGCCGCAAGACACUAUGGUAUUAGUAAAUGCAUUUGCCAUUCACAGAGACCCGAAUUUCUGGGAUGAACCAGAAAGUUUUAAACCAGAGAGGUUGGAGAAGGAAGAGAAUAAGGAGAGCCAUAAGUUGCUACCGUUCGGAUUGGGAAGGAGGGCUUGUCCUGGAGCAGGGUUAGCCCAACGGACUGUGACCUUGACUUUGGGAUCAAUGAUUCAGUGCUUUGACAUUCUGUUUCUCAUAGAACAAUACAAAACGGAAUCAUUUGUAUCAGAUUACGAAAAUUGCAACGGUAGCAGUACUAUAGUCGCGAUUGCGAAGAAUAAUCAACGCCACAAGUCUCCAUCACCGGCGUCGACUUCGAAGCCCCCUCGUUCACUAUUUAAAGUAUUGGCACCUAGUCUUGCUCAAGUUUUCGAAGCAUUGAGUCCCCUGGUUGCUCCACUACCUUCGGCCCCACCAGGAUUACUCAGGCAACCAUAAGAGCUAAUGGUUUAUCUUUCCACUACAAGGAAACGGGUUAACUCUGACGAAAAAAUUAGUCAUAAAAAU
Rubroshorea leprosula is the source of this 1824-nucleotide messenger RNA. The record is from the annotation of a GenBank genome assembly. NCBI's taxonomy places the organism in Eukaryota, Viridiplantae, Streptophyta, Magnoliopsida, Malvales, Dipterocarpaceae.